Humulus lupulus (European hop) is the source of this 763-nucleotide messenger RNA. RefSeq lists its product as uncharacterized. The record is from RefSeq and is a predicted model, not a curated record. Lineage: Eukaryota; Viridiplantae; Streptophyta; Magnoliopsida; Rosales; Cannabaceae. The transcript is spliced from 4 exons. Bases 108 to 533 code for a protein of 141 amino acids.
GCAAGUUUCGUAGCUAUAGGAUAAGACAAUUGCGAUAACUACUGAAUAGUGUGAACAAUACCGAGAAACUGUCCUCCUUUGUUAUUUAGACAAAUACAUUGUAAAUAAUGAAGCUCGCUCUCCACUAUCCAUCUUCAUUUUCUGCCUUUUCUAAGAAACAAUGGAAAAUAGUAUCCAUCAAAACGUCAGCUCUCCCUGAAACAGCGGCUUCUGUGGCAAUUGCUGCAACGGUCUUCGGUGCAGCAGCUACCCUUCUUGUUCAGAGAAACAAAGCAGCCAAGACAGCUGAGGUUCAAGUGCCUCUGAAAACCUGUGAAGAUUGUGAUGGUUCUGGUAUAUGUUCUGAAUGCAAAGGUGAAGGAUUUGUGCUUAAGAAACUAUCAGACAAGAGUGCAGAGAAGGCAAGACUGACAGCUAAAAAUGCAGCCACUCGAUAUACUGCAGCGCUUCCAAAGAAAUGGAGCUACUGUACAAAAUGCUCCUCUGCUCGGUCGUGUAGUACGUGUGGUGGUCGUGGGAAGAUAAGCUACUAGUUUUGCUUGUGGUCGUCUUUGUGCAAAGAUUUCAACAGAGGAGACAAAGCCUUUGAUAUGAGUCAUGAAGACGAGAUUGCAACUGAGUUUAUGAUUUCAUGCAUUUUAGUUUCCUGAUCAACUCUAUAUAAUAUAUUAGACAGAUAGAAUGUAUACAUCUUUUUUUCUCUCUCUAUUGUACAUGUUACAAUUUAUCAUAAAAUCAAUUUUGUUCUUAUUGCUUCAUUUAA